AUGGGCAUCUCUAUGGUGGACGUCAAGAAAAAACGGGACUCGGCACGGCGCCGGUGGUGGCCAAGUACCCACCCGGUCGGCCCCCUGAAGAGGUCGCCCGAGGGAGGUCUCAGGGCCUGCUACCUUCUCUUCGUCCACUGUAAGCCGUGGGUCGGUCUUCUUGGCCGUCCAUGUAGGACGCAAGAGAUUGCAGGCAGAAAGGCCGGCAAGGCAGGCAAGGCCGGCAAGGCAGGCAAGGCAGUCUCUGGCGAACUGCCGGUCGGUCGGUAUCAAUCAUACCUAGCCGCCGGUCACUUGAUCGGGAUUGUAUCCAUGUUCGCAGCGUCACGGCACCCGUGUCGGUCUACCCGCCCCCUCCCCCGGUUUCUUUUGUUGCCUCUAUCGAGCCAGUCUGAUCAGCUCAUGCGGCUUGAUUACCACGUGAGCAGUUCUGGCCUCGACGUUGCCACCAUGUGUCACCUCACCACGCGUUAA
Verticillium alfalfae VaMs.102 is the source of this 474-nucleotide messenger RNA. RefSeq lists its product with no specific name. The coding region runs from base 1 to 474 and encodes 157 amino acids. The transcript has 2 exons. The record is from RefSeq and is a predicted model, not a curated record. Lineage: Eukaryota; Fungi; Ascomycota; Sordariomycetes; Glomerellales; Plectosphaerellaceae.